AUGGGAAUGCUGGAUACUGACCAUAGAACACCGCGUUCGCCUAUCUACGACCUGCCCUGCGAACUGCGAGACACGGUCAUUGACUUGCUAUAUGAAGACCACGGAUCGCUGAAGGCCUGUAGCCUGACGUGUCGAUCGUGGCUCUCACGCGCACGCUACCACCUCUUCCGUACCAUGUCCAUAGACAGGGGACGCACGGGGGACGCGUUUGCCCGUCUGCUGCGAUCAUCACCUGCGAUCUCCGCCUACGUCCAGAACAUGGAUAUCAAUGGCAGUCAGAGUCAAUGCAGCUGGUGGAACACUGACAGCCGCAAGGGCAUGUUCUCCUGGCCAACCUUGGGUCCACCCACCCGUGCACAUACCGAAACCGACCUAACAGAGGCCGACACAUGGCUCCGACGCAUUCUCCCCGAGGACAUGCACCUCCUGGCGAAAGUGAAAUCCUUGAGGAUCUCAGCGUUACCUCUGGGCGGUGGUCUCACCAUCACUCUCCAGCCUCAUUUCAAACAAAUCAAGGUGUUGUCUGUCGAUGGAUGCAAGGCCCUUGCAUUCAGCGAUUUCAUCACGUUCCUUCGCGCGUUUCCUCGCCUCAAGUCACUUCAUCUGCUCGCGAUCCAAUGGCUACCGAGGAAUCACAAUCAGGGCGAGGGACCUACUCAGCCCCUCCCUCUAUUGCGGUCUCUCGAGCUGUCUCACAAAGUAGACGCCGCACCGUUUGUGUCGUGGAUGAUUGAGGAAGAAGCUCAUACCGAGCUUACGUCGCUCAAUUGUUCUAUAUCCGGACAACAAUGCGCGUCAGCUAUCAGUCGGCUUCUGAAGGCACUGGGAGCUACGCUAGGAAGUCUUGUGAUUGUGUUUCGUGAGACUGGGGAUGGAGCAGAUAUUCUCCGCAAGAGCGCGCUCGAAUUAACCCAUUCAACCGGGUUGCAGAGCAUCCGAAUCCAAUGCUCUACCGUCUGUUCCACACUACUACAUUCAUCCUACCGACCUUCCCUUUCGUGGAUCGUAAUCUUACUCGCCACCGCGAACUCGAUACAUCUCAAGGAACUCACGAUCUCGAUCAGCGCAUCCGAUCUCUGCGCCCUAAACAUGGAAGGCCUCGACGUCGUGCUCGCGCACGCACGCUACGGCGGCCUGGAGCGUGUCGUCUUCGAGAUCGACUUCCAGAAGCACCCGGUCGACCACUCUCAAAUUUCGCGCGUUGGCGCGCGGAUGACCACCGUGAGGAAGGGAGGUCUUCUGCGGUUCGUGACUUUCGGGGAUGAUGGUGUCUGA
Messenger RNA from Rhodofomes roseus, 1275 nucleotides. RefSeq lists its product as uncharacterized. The record is from RefSeq and is a predicted model, not a curated record. The transcript has 3 exons. NCBI's taxonomy places the organism in Eukaryota, Fungi, Basidiomycota, Agaricomycetes, Polyporales, Fomitopsidaceae. The coding region runs from base 1 to 1275 and encodes 424 amino acids.